AUGUGCGAUAUGGAGGAUAGCGGUGUCCUUAGCGGCAGCGGUGGGUCGCCCCCCACUGUGACGGCUGCUGCCAUCGCCGACUGUGAUGACGCCAUGCCUGCACUGCGACAAAGUGUUCUGGCAGAGGUAGGCUCUAGCCCCAAACCGGGCUCCCCGAGCGGCGGUUUCGGCAGCGCUAGCUUGUCAGAGAAGCACUCGCCCUGCAUUCAGGACCCUGGCAGCGGCGGUGAGAAGGGUCACCUGUGGCUGCCAGACUCGCUCUCCAACGUCGCCGAGGAAAUGGCCACGUCCUCACCAGGCACAGCUAGUCGCACGUCUGGCCGACUUCUCUGUCACGAAGACGCCGUUGUGUCUCGGCACAACGCUGACGAAGCCUCAGCAACAUCACUACCCGCCUGCUUGAGCUCGUCGCAGUCCCCGCUGACGCGGACGGAGCGCCUGCCUGCGAGCGAGAGCGAUAACCUUGACACAUGCGACCUGAACAACGCAGGGAACGUCCAUGUCUCCACGCUGCCGCUUCGCUACCGUUGCCUGCAUUCACUCACGAUUGCCUCCACCCCACCGCACUUACGACUGCAGCGCAGUACUUCGCUUCCACCAGUCGGGAGCGAUAGCAGCCACACCCUGGCUGCGCGACUCACCCCCUCGUCUGCUGUCGGUGGCGCAAGGGGUGAUGCAGCAUUUCGCACUCCACAAACUCCGCUCAGUGGGGAUAGCGGAAAGGAGAACAGCAGGGCUGAUAGCACUCAGUCUUCAUCAGCUGCACCGCUGCCGCUGCAGCGCUCUCCUCACUCAAAGGAGGUCGCCCACACUAGGGGAGGCGGUACAUCGCAUGGCGGCGGUAGUGAGCAGCCGCCGACUCGCCAGCUCGACUCUUUUUCAAGCUCUAAACCCUCGAAGUCGCCAGACGACCACGACCCGAAUAUGCCCACUACCGGUGCGUUGGCGAGCAGCGGCGCCGAGGAAGCACAGCUGUCACCACUGCCAUCAUACACUCUGCCGGCAACAGAGGGCACCUGCCAUCAAGAAGUCAUCGUGGCAGACGAGAGCGACAUCCCUGUUGCUGUUGUCGCACACACCAAGAAGCGCAAGAAGAAGAAGAACAAGAAGAAGGCGGCAGCAGCACUCGAGGCUGUUGCGGUCGGGGAAAAGGACUCUGCCAUGUCAGCCGUGAUGGGUGCCUGUGCUACUGGCGGUACUGAUGCAUCAAGCGGGGGCAGCGUUAUGCUGAGUAAUGCCGUUCCCGUGACCGGAUCUUUGCCGCCGCCUCCGCCCAUCCCGAUGAUGCCCGGUGGCUGCUGUGGCGGUGGUGGUGGUGGUGGCAACCCCAGGGGCAUCGUUCCUGGAGGAUUCUUUGAUCCUGGCGGCAGCCAGGGCCAUGGCAACAUUGGCGGCGGUUCGCUGCUAUACAGCAACUUUCCGCCACCUCAGCCACAGCAGCAGCACUUUCACCACAACCUCAACAGGGCACGCGGGCAGUUCAUGGCGAUGGCCGGCUGCACUCAGGGUGGCGCCAGUGGCGAUGGUGCAGGUGACCUGGCCAUGAUGGGCUACUCGAUCAAUGGCGGCGCCGGUGACACUGAGGGCGGCGGCGGCAACUACCCGAGUGCUGGCACGCCUGUUUGUGCGGGCGGCGACGGCGGUCCUUAUGGUCAACGAAGAUCAAUGAUAGGGAUGCCUAUGAUGACCCCCAACUACCACUACCACAGCCGCCAUGACAGCAGUGGGUCUGCUGGUGCGUAUGGCUACUAUCCUAUCGGGAUGAGUGAUUACGGCAGAGGAGGAGCCGGUGGCAUGUCGCCCGGGCAUGCGCAGAUGGGCCAUCAGGGUAUGGGAAGGAAUCUAAAGGAGGGACAGCGACCGCAGCAGCAAGUUCAACAGCAGCAAACGCCUUAUCUCUAUCCACCUCAGUCCAUGUUGAUGGGCGGUGGCGGCGGUGCUGGUAGUAGUCCGUACCAAGGGAGCACCAGUCACAUUCGCCACGAUUCCACUCACCGAAGUGAUGGUGGCAGUGGCCCGCAGUAUUCUUCGCAGCCACAGCAGCAGUAUCAGCAACAGCAGUACUACUAUCAGAGCCUGCACCACAAUUCUAAGCCCUUUUUUCAUGGCGGUGCCUCCUCUACGAGCGGCGCCGAUGCGAAUGCGAUGCAGGGAGGGCUGAUCAUUCCGACAGCUGAGGGGAGCGGUGCUGCUGAGGGCGGUGGUCGCGGCGACUACGCCGGCGGUUCAAUGCAGUACAAUGGGGAGGAUGUCAUGAGUCGAGUGCAGCCACAGGUGCCCCCAGAGGACAUCCUGCCGCCAUCUCAGCAACCCCAGCGCAACGUCAGCUUUCGGCCACCAAUGCCAACAUUGAACUCGUUCGGCAUGUCCUACCAUCCGCCAAGCAGUGCUGCACUGGCAACCGUUGCAGCAGCUGCUGGCGCCCUCAACAAGGGCAGCGGCAGCAACGGUCAUGUAGGUGGUGACAGUCAUGGAGGCUCCUCUGGAGCGAUGAUGGCCAGAGGCAGUGGAGCAGCGCUGAUCGAUGAGGCGAGGCUGCUGCGAGAAGAGGUGAUGGCUGCAGAUAUCGCUGCGGAUGCGGCACCACGGCCGCUUUUACAGUUCACGCCCGAGGUGAGUCCGCGCCUCUGUCGCCUGAUCAAGCGCGAGGUGCUGACGUACUUGACGCCGUCGCUGGCGUGUCUGCAACGCCGCCGCAGUCAACUGGAGAUACUGGCUGGGUACAUCACUGCCGCGCUGCGCCACGCUGGUCGACAGACCGGCCACGAUUAUGGCGACAUCUCUUACUACAUCUUCGGCAGUGUAAACAUGCGCACCCUGCUGCCGGACGGCGACAAUGACGUGACGGUGGAGGUGGACGGCUUGGUGGCGAGGGAGUCGACACUGACGCCUCCCCCUUCUCCCUCGCAGCCGGUAUCGUCAGCCUCGCUCAGCGAUGGCGGCGGUGCCGCCUCCGAUGUCUUCACCAAGCCGAUCAUGCUACCUGUGACCACUGACAGCAGCACUGGUAGUGUUGAGGGAACGAUGCAGCUAACGACAACCACAGACGGCUGCCCGCGCCUUGUGGCACCUGCAGUGCUGAGCAUCGCGUCCGGCGAGGUGCUUGGCCGCGUGCGGGACUAUCUGCGCAGCGCCAAGACGCCCGUCUUUGUGGACUCCUUAGUGAUGGCAGAGGUGCGCGUGCUGAAACUGGCGAUGGAGGGGUGCAACUACGACAUCACGAUUGGGCAGUUUGGCGGUGUGAACUGCGUGCGCUUCUUGCACGAGAUGGAUGCGGUAAUCGGGGACCAGCACGUGCUCAAGCGCACGCUCCUGUUACUCAAGGCAUGGUGCUGCUACGAGGCCCACAUCUUGGGCGGGCAGGCCGGGUACAUCGGCUCCUACGCUGCGACGGUGAUGCUGAUCUCGAUGCUGAAUACAGUAGAAUUCCUCGAGGACCUUGACGUAGGGAAAACUGACAGCAACGGCGACGGCGACGGCGCGGCAGUGGCGGAAGCAAAGACAUCAGCAGCGUUGGAGCCUCUGAUGAGCGGCGACAGCGCUGCGGAGGAGGAGGUGCAGCCUCUGCCGCAGAACCUUGCAUCCUCGUCCACUGGACCGGCGACCGAGGAAACCAAAACCGCCGCCAAGAAGGAGUCCAAUGCGGACCCGGAAGGUGAAAGCUUCCUAAGAGCUACCCCAAUUCAAACGAGCAGCAACCGCGGCGAUUGUUCUCACGAUCGCACCUCUACCGAGCAACCAGGAUCGCCCCCAGCCCACCCUGUGGACUGCAACGCCACUGCCGCUGCUGCUGCGCCGCGUCGCCCUUUGUCGCCACUGACGCUGUUCGCGCGCUUCUUGAAGUUCUAUGCUUAUUUCGACUUUGAGCGGUACUGCGUGACAGCCUUUGGCCCACUGCCGCUACACAAAAUUACCUCAACGCCGCUGGAUCUGAGCUACCUCGAGGUGGACACAGCGCACAGCACACCGCUGAGCGGUGUUGCCGCGUUGAACAGGGCGACAACCGACUUGGACUUUCUCGGGUUGACACCGGAGGGCGAAGCAGCGAUUGGCCACCUUCUGCGCCGUCGUCAGAAUCCGCUGCUCACCGUCAGCGGCGUUAAGCACCUGUUGGACGAAAUGAACCGCUCGCGGCGUGCUGAGCGUCAGGCACGGCACGAAGCACGCCAGCAGCUGGGUGACACUGACACUGCACGCCAUGCAUCGGUGCACUGCAGCAGCAGCACUUCCUCUCCUGUGAAGCUGAACCGCCCCGGGUGCGCCGCUGAGGAUGUCGGCUUAAUGUGCCCAUCGUGCAACACUGCCGUCUUCCCUGUUCGAGACAUGAAUGUGCUGGACCCACUGCGGUGGAGCAGCAACAUGGUUCGUGGGGUGUGUCGCAACCACCUUCAGCGCAUUCGGCGUGCAUUUUUGGAAGGCCUGCGGCUGUUGGAUAUCGCAUCGCAAGAGCUUGCUGGAGACAUGGUGCAGAUGGACGUGGCUAGUGUCAGCGCCUCAGCGAGCGCGAGUUGUACCGCCGGUGCUGCCGGUGCGAGUGCGACGGGGCGCCGGAGAGCCACAACUGCUACCACGAAAACUGCAGCGUCUCCAACGUCGCAGUUGUCUGCCUUCAGUGCCGCAAGCAGCAGCAGCCGCAGCUGGAACGACAGCGCUGCGAACGGCGGCGCAGGCCAAGCACGUGUGCAGCAGGGUUCGAUGAAUGAUGCCCCGAUGUACGGCUCCCCGGUGGGCGCAAUGGAGGCUGGUGGUGGUGGUAGUGGUGGCGAGGUGCAGUUGUGCCCCGGCUACCCUGCACCGCAUUCGCAGUGCACGCGGCGUGAGGCCGGUGUUUUGCAGUUGUUGUUCCCACGCACCAUCGAUGCUAUUCUCAAGCACAGUCACGUGAACUGCCCGUGGAGUCAUGAGGGGGAUAACGCGGCAGCGCUGGCAGCGGUACCGCAGUGCCAGGGUUGCACAAAGCCCUCCCUGCUGUGCACUCCAGCCAUCCGCUGCAUGUGCCAGCCGCAGCUCAUCUUCCACCCCUCCAGCACCAGCGGAGGCGGCAACACUGCUGCCGCUGAGGUGAAGCAGUUAAAGGAACUGCAGCUGGCAAGCGGGAGGGCCGCAUCCUUGCCCAUCUCUACUGCGCCGCAGCGGCAGUCGCCAUCAUCGAUCGUCUCGCCAACGCAGAGCAAACUUUACCAAGGUUCAGGAGGGCGGCGUGGUAACGUGGCGGCGGUGGAACAGGUGGCGAGUGAGCUAGACGAUGCAUUUGCUGGUCAAGACACCAGCGAGGCAGCCCGUCACAAUGGCCCGCUCGGAGAGUCGAUGGUGCCCGUGGCGGAGCAGCCCCUGGCGCGUGACAGUGUGGUAGGUGGCGCGACCGGUUCGCAACCGCCGCCACCGUCGUCAUCCCCGCCCUCUGCGUCGCCGCUUCAGGGCAGUCUUUACGGCCCAGGUGCAGUGGAGGGCAUGUUGCAUCCUCACACACACCAGAUGUACAUCCCCGGCAGAGCGGGCAACAGUGGCGGCUACGUCUCAGCCUACCCGGCGGCGCCGCUUUCACCUACCACGCCCAGGGAAACGUACUACGCCAUGCACGCUGGUGCUGCUGCAGGGGGUGGCGCUGGUGGCACCGGCAGCACCGGUGGUUACAGCCUCUCUUCUGGUCAUCACGGCAGUCGAAACAUGGGGCCGCCGUCACAGCAGCACCAGCAGCACCCUCAUCAAGCGUACGUACGCGUCGGUUCCAUGUUAUCCACGACGAUGCAGGGCAACUGCAACAUGAACAACGGAUGCGCCACCGGCAACUCGAGUCAGCGCGCCUACGCGACUAACCAGACGGCACCAAUGCCGAUGGAGGGGAGUGGGUAUGCGUCCUACGGGGGCCAUAGCUACGCCCCAGUUAUGCGUCAGCAAUACCAGCAGCGCGGCGAGGAUUGCACUGCGCAGCACAGAAGUGGCAAUCACGGCUACAAGGGCGGCGAUAGUGGCCUGCAGAGGACGAAUCACCACAGCAACAACCGCAGCAGUGACAGCAGCGCACAGGCACUGCUGAUACAGCGGUUAUAA
This is a messenger RNA of Leishmania braziliensis MHOM/BR/75/M2904, 6051 nucleotides long. RefSeq lists its product as hypothetical. Lineage: Eukaryota; Euglenozoa; Kinetoplastea; Trypanosomatida; Trypanosomatidae. The record is from RefSeq and is a predicted model, not a curated record. The transcript has a single exon. Bases 1 to 6051 code for a protein of 2016 amino acids.